Prosopis cineraria is the source of this 3786-nucleotide messenger RNA. RefSeq names its product golgin candidate 5-like. NCBI's taxonomy places the organism in Eukaryota, Viridiplantae, Streptophyta, Magnoliopsida, Fabales, Fabaceae. The transcript is spliced from 20 exons. The record is from RefSeq and is a predicted model, not a curated record. Bases 436 to 3408 code for a protein of 990 amino acids.
CAAUGAUCAUUUGUUGGAAAAAGGUAUAUAAUCAUCACGCUCAAACGAUGGCGUACGCUCAACAAUGGCGUUGUGUUAAUCAUAGUCAUCGGGGAAGCAUACCAUUCGCCGUGGAUAGUUCGCCGCUUAGUUUUGCAUGGUUCCAUUCCAUCAAAUCAACCCGAAAACCCGAAGCCCGACCCGUUCUUGCAGCCUUCCUGAACCCGAAGUUACUAACAUCUUCUUCACUCCAUUAUCGAAUUAUACUGUGAUUUGAGAACAAUUUCACUGCUAAGUGCUAACUUAUUUUUAUUCUUUUAUUUCUUUAUUCUUCUUUUGUGAAUGAAACUCGUGAAUUUUAUUGUAUUCUAUGAGCUCAAUUAGUUGAAGCCAUAAUUUGAUACCUGGAUCCAAGACUGUGACUUUCUUGCGGGCCUACAAGCUUGUAGUUUGAAGAUGGCGUGGUUUGGUGGUAAAAAUACAUGGGGGAACUUUCCUGAUUUGGCGGGCGCGGUGAAUAAGCUUCAGGAGAGUGUGAAGAAUAUUGAAAAGAAUUUCGAUACUGCUCUUGGUCUCGAAGAGAAGUCUGAAUCCAGCCAUGAAGCAGCAGGUUCAUGGCCUUUAGUGGCAGACAGGAAAACGCUAUUUAAUCCUGUCAUGGCAUUUAUGGGGAAUAAAAGUGAGGAAAAUACUGAAGAAAUAUCUGGGGAACUUAAAUCCUCUGAACAGGAACCUGGAACUGUGAAAUCAUUGAAACAGUCUCAGUCUCUGGAUCAUCUAUCUGUAGCUGAGGGUAUAGAAAGCCUUGAAGCUGAUAAGGCAGUCCAGACUGAAACUGAUAAGGCUACCCGAACUGAAACUGAAGAAAGUACUGCCAAGGAUGAAAAUAAAGCACAUGAGGUAGAGGAACAUGGUGACCAUGGAGAGUCAAUAGAUGGAACGGCCACAUUGAAUCCAGAAGAAGGAAAGUCAGAACUUCCCUUACCAGAAGUGCCUGCAGAGCUUUCUGAAUCCAUUGUUCAGAAUGUUGAGAGUGCUGUUUCUAUCAAUGAACCUCAAGAGAGUGAGACUGCUGAAGUUAAAGCCUCUACAAGUCCAGAGACAUUACAACACAUGCCUGUUCAUUUUCGGGAGGAUCAAGCUGCAGGUAGUACUUUUGAGCCUGGUGAGUCAGAUGGUCUUAUUGAAGUGGGGGAGAAUUUUCAAGAGAGAACCAGUGAGGAGAGUAGAGAAGAAGGGAGGUUGAAAGCAGAGGAGAGUAUGGAAAGAGUUUCUGUUUUUCAACCUGAGUCGUCCAGUGACAGCAAGGAAGGGGAUGAUAACACACCUUCCGUGUUACAUACUGUGGCAUCUGAAGAAAUAGAUAGUGUUGGUCAAUCCAGUUCUAUUCCAUCAUCGUCUGAGGUGGCACCUGCUUUAGUUUUACAUGAAAAUGAAGCAACUGCUAAUCAAAAUGAAGGUGAAUGCUUAUCCAAUGAUGAUGAAUCUGACAUGAAAGAGCGGUGUUUGAGUUCUGUCACAACCAUGUUAGAAUCAGAUUCUGUGCUUGAACUGGAGAGAGUGAAGAGGGAGAUGAAAAUGAUGGAAAAUGCCCUACAAGGUGCUGCAAGACAAGCUCAGGCUAAAGCUGAUGAGAUUGCAAAAUUGAUGAAUGAAAAUGAACAAUUAAAAUCAGUGAUUGAGGAUUUAAAGAGAAACUCCAAUGAGGCUGAAAUUGAAACUCUUCGAGAGGAAUACCAUCAGAGGGUUGCAACUCUUGAGAGAAAGGUGUAUGCUCUCACUAAGGAAAGGGAUACUCUUCGUCGAGAGCAGAGUAAAAAAAGUGAUGCAGCUGCUCUCUUGAAGGAAAAGGAUGAAAUAAUUAAUCAAGUUAUGGCCGAAGGGGAAGAGCUUUCCAAAAAGCAGGCUGCUCAGGAAUCUACAAUCAGGAAACUGAGGGCUCAGAUUAGAGAGCUUGAGGAGGAGAAGAAAGGUUUGACCACUAAACUUCAGGUGGAGGAGAAUAAAGUAGAAAGUAUCAAGAGGGAUAAGAUGGCUACAGAAAGUUUGUUGCAAGAAACAAUAGAGAAACACCAAGCAGAACUUGCAGCUCAGAAAGAUUAUUACACCAAUGCUUUGGCUGCUGCUAAGGAGGCUGAAGCAUUAGCAGAAACACGCAUCAACACAGAAGCAAGGAUUGAGCUGGAGAGUCGUCUAAGAGAGGCUGAGGAACGUGAAUCAAUGCUGAUCCAGGCACUUGAAGAAUUGAGGCAAACGUUAAGCCAAAAAGAACAGCAGGCAGUGUUUAAAGAGGACAUGCUGCGAAGGGACAUUGAAGAUCUUCAAAAGCGUUAUCAGGAAAGUGAAAGACGAUGUGAAGAAUUGAUUGCUCAAGUGCCCGAAUCAACUAGGCCACUUUUAAGGCAAAUUGAAGCCAUACAGGAAACAAAUGCCAGGAGGGCAGAAGCUUGGGCUACUGUUGAGAGAACCCUUAAUUCUCGAGUUCAGGAAGCAGAGGCUAAAGCUACUGCUGCAGAGGAAAGAGAACGAUCCAUGAAUGAACGUUUAUCUCAAACCUUGUCUCGAAUUAAUGUCCUUGAGGCUCAGAUUUCUUGCCUUCGGGCAGAACAAGUUCAGUUAAGUAGGUCCCUUGAAAAGGAGCGACAAAGAGCAGCUGAAAACAGGCAGGAAUACCUUGCAGCAAAGGAGGAAGCUGAUACUCAAGAAGGUCGUCUGAGACAACUUGAAGACGAAAUUAGGGAACUGCGGCAGAAGCACAAGCAAGAGUUGCAGGAGUCAUUGAGGCAUCGGGAACUUCUACAGCAAGAGAUAGAAAGAGAAAAGGCUGCUCGAGCAGAUUUGGAGAGGAGUGCCCGUGUAAAUUCUGCUCUAUCAUCGGAUCAAACUCCUAAUAUGAAGAAAAACUAUGCUUUUGAAAAUGGCAGCCUAUCUCGGAAAGUCUCUAAUGCUAGCUCCCUUGGGAGCAUGGAAGAAAGCUACUUUCUGCAGGCAUCCUUGGACUCAUCUGAUAGUUUCUCUGAGAGAAGAAACCCUGGAGAGUAUAAUUUGAGUCCUUACUAUAUGAAGAGCAUGACAACUAAUUCUUUUGAAGCUGCAUUGCGUCAAAAGGAGGGUGAACUUGCAUCAUAUAUGUCACGUUUGGCAUCAAUGGAAUCUAUACGUGAUUCUCUUGCGGAGGAGUUGGUCAAAAUGACAGAACAGUGUGAAAAGCUACGUGGAGAAGCUGCCACGUUGCCUGGUCUACGAGCAGAGCUAGAAUCACUGAGGAAGAGGCACUCUGCUGCUUUGGAGUUAAUGGGUGAACGUGAUGAGGAGCUGGAGGAACUUCGUGCGGAUAUUGUGGACUUGAAGGAAAUGUACAGGGAACAAGUUGACUUGCUUGUGAACAAGAUCCAAAUUAUGAACUCAUCAGCCGAUAUAGCUUUAUAGGGAUAAACACAGUGGGGAAAGGAAAUUAUUUGGGAUCGUCAUAUCUUGAGCUUUGUGUGAUGUCAAUAGGAUAGUUUUGUAUUGGAGUUUAAUGCCUUAGGUCUCUGGGGAUUGUUUGGUCGGAUCAAUUGAAUGGAAGAUGUAUAUUUUUUGUUGUUCUUGUCAUAGUAACGGAUAGACGAAACUACCCCUGCUAAAUGUAUCAUGUAUAUUCAAUCUCUUUAUACCUCAUUCAACGUUCUCAUAGUCAGUCAAUGACAUUCUAAAGAUUUUGAGUUGAGGAUUUUUAUUUUUAUUUUUUUCAUUUUAUACUCAUCAAUACGUAUGUAAAAUUUAUAACAAAUAUACUAUUCAUUAUUCAUACGUGCAAUUUAAACA